This is a messenger RNA of Rotaria sordida, 1830 nucleotides long. The record is from the annotation of a GenBank genome assembly. Lineage: Eukaryota; Metazoa; Rotifera; Eurotatoria; Philodinida; Philodinidae.
AUGUAUGAAACAAUUCGGCCAAAAGUUGUACAUACAGCUGUUAAAUAUCUUGUCGAACAGGAACUAUAUAAAGGCGAAGGUAUCAUUAUAUCCGAUGAUUGGUUGAAUGAGUAUUCUAAUGAACGAGAAAAUUUCAUUGUUAAAGAUGAAGAUAAAAAAAUUGAUGCGAAUGAAAUCAUGAAGAAAUCAGAAUUUGAUGAUAAUGAUGCCAAUUGGAAUGAAUCCGAUGAUAAACCAAUCAAUCCAGUAGCUACCGAAACAUUAUUAAAUGAUGAGAUUGAAGAUCAGAAUGAUAUCGGUAUUAAAUUUGCUCCAGCAGAGAAUAACAGACCGAUAUCAAUUUUGAUGGAUAUGAAAGUUGAUGAAUUAACAUUUCCAAAAAUUUAUUGUGCAGCAGAAACAAAGCGGUCAGAACUUAUUGUAAUAUUGGCUAACGUGUUGGGAAAUAAAGUCAUAACAUUAGAAGAAGCAGAGAAUAUGAGCUAUGAAAAGAAGUGUGAUCUAAUAAGACAAGAUCCUGUAACAUGCGUUCAUUAUUUUGAACAUAGAUUAAAAUGUCUAUGGGAAAUAUUAUCAGCUCCUUCUGGUCCAUUUCAAGGCUAUGAACUAGAAGACAAAUAUGUCAGAAUUGAAUUUCAAGCUCGUGGUUCACCACAUGUUCAUGCCUUGAUAUGGUUAAAAAAUGCUCCAAAAUACGACAAAAAUAAACCUGAAUCAAUUAAAGAAUGUAUAGAAUUUAUUGAUAAACUGAUUUCAGUUAGUUCGAAACCAACACAAUUUUCUGAAGAACUUAUAAGUUUGCAACGUCAUAAACAUUCACAUACCUGUAAAAAAUAUGUGAACGGUUGUAUUAAAUGUCGUUUUAGUAUUCCAUAUUUUCCGAUGAGAGAAACUAUGAUUUUGGAACCAUUUAGUGACGACGAAAAGUUAACUAAAAAAGAACGUGAAGAAAUAAGUAAAAAGAAGGAGAACGUAAUGAAAGAACUUGAAAAGAUAUCAAAAGAUAUCGAUAACUCAUUAACUUUUGAUGAAUUCUUGGUACAUAUUAAUAUGAGUGAAAAAGAAUAUAUUAAAAUGAUUCGAGCUGACUUAAAAAAAGCAAAGGUCUUCUUGAAACGUGCUCCAAAUGAAAUCCGAAUCAAUGCAUAUAAUCCACAAAUAAUGCCAUUACACAGAGCAAAUAUGGACAUUCAGUUCAUUCUUGAUUCUUAUGCAUGCUUAAAGUACUGUGUUGAAUACAUCAACAAAUCUGGAAAUGGCAUGUCUGAACUUCUACGAGAAGCAUUGAACGAGUUAAAAAAAGGCAAUAACACAGUCAGAGAACGUCUUAGAGUUAUUGCAAAUAAAUUUUUGAAUUCAAGUGAAAUUUCUGCACAAGAAGCUGUUUAUCAUAUUUUAAGUAUUCCACUUUCCAUCAGUAGCAGAAGUACUGUUUUUAUUAAUACAAACAGACCUGAAAAUAGAAUUUCUAUGCUCAAAUCAGAUGAAAUUCUUCAAAAAUUGGAGCCUGAUUCAAAAGAUGUGUUUGUUGAGGGCUUAAUUGAGAUGUAUGUUAAUAGACCUGACGAAAUGAAAAAUGUUUGUCUGGCUGAUUUUGCUUCGAUGUAUAAUAUUUCAAAGAAAAAAACAGAUAAUGAUCGAAUUAUAGAAAAUUCUGAUGACGAAGAUAUCACUGAAAAUGAAAGUGAUAAUAGAACUGCUCCUGUGAAAAUGAAAAAUGGUAAGGGUUGGAUUAAAACAAGUAACGCUCGUCGCAUUGACUCGCUUGACCCUCGACUGAAUGGCUUAGUCUAUUUACAUAAUAAGUUCCCUUCUGGAAACAACUGGUGA